AUGGCCGAGCAAGGUCAUACACCGUCUACGCAAAAGGGGUUUAUCCCUCUUAUCAACAAGGUCAAUAAUGUACCCCUUGACUUCGACUUCAAUACCCUGUACAAGCUCUUACUCCCUAAUGAUACACGUCCGCAUGGGUUCAUGGUCCCAAAGACCGCCGAGCGUCUCCCGUGGACCUCUGACUUCCAAAUUGAUCACGAUGAGCGCACCGUUCGCCUCUUGGAUACCACGGCCAAGGAUGGCCCAGACCCAGGCAAGGCUGCCACCGCCGCCUUACAACGCGUUGUCGACGCCGCCAUCGACAACUCUGACAGGUUUCCCACCCUUAGCGGCCGGCACAGUGAACCCUUCCGAGUUUUGGGCGCCAAUCAUUUCGUCUCCAUCGAGCGCUUUCCCGCUCCGCUGUUCGGAAUCUCUUCGCGGGGCGCCCACAUGACAGCCUACGUGAAAACUGCUGAUGGAAUCAAGAUUUGGGUUCCUAGGCGCAGCGCUCAUCUGUUCACGUUCCCUGAUCUUCUGGAUACUACGGUUGCUGGAGGUGUCAAGGCAGAAGAUUCGCCGUUUGAUUGCAUCGUUGCCGAGGCCACCGAGGAGGCCUCGCUUCCUGCCGACUUUGUCAAGGACAACGCGCGCGCUGUAGGCGCGGUGACAUAUGUCAGCAUGAACGAGCAGAAGGGUACUUUCUUCCCGACCGUGCUCUACUGUUACGACUUGGAGCUUCCCGAGUCGAUUGAGCCGGUGCCUGGCGACGACGAGGUGUCCGGUUUCAAGCUCAUGACGGUAGCGGAGAUUAAUACGGCUAUGCUCGAGGAGCAGUUCAAGCCGAACUGUGUGCUGGUCAUGCUCGACUUUUUCAUCCGGCACAACAUCAUUAACUCGGAAAAUGAGGAGGAUUAUGUCGAUAUCUUGACAAGACUACGUCGACACCUACCGGUACCUACGUCUCCUGAGCGUAGGUCAUGA
This is a messenger RNA of Colletotrichum truncatum, 963 nucleotides long. RefSeq names its product thiamine pyrophosphokinase-related protein. NCBI's taxonomy places the organism in Eukaryota, Fungi, Ascomycota, Sordariomycetes, Glomerellales, Glomerellaceae. The record is from RefSeq and is a predicted model, not a curated record. Gene Ontology annotation, molecular function: 8-oxo-dGDP phosphatase activity.